Knipowitschia caucasica is the source of this 4557-nucleotide messenger RNA. The record is from the annotation of a GenBank genome assembly. NCBI's taxonomy places the organism in Eukaryota, Metazoa, Chordata, Actinopteri, Gobiiformes, Gobiidae.
AUGGAAACAGUGAAAGCAGACAAAUAUGAAGAACGGCAACUGAGGAGCAAUGUCAUUUCGCAACCGCAAGCCAUUGAUCAGACUGAUGUGGAAACGACGACACAAUUUAUUCAACCAAAUCAAGGAAAAACCUCUAAUGGGAAUUUGCCGAAUGGUCCGGUCAUUUCAGACAUGACGCCACAUGGGGACACACAGACAGAGUGCCUUGGUGCCACCGAGGAGGUCUGUUUGAAUGGCCCUGUGCCUCCAACAGCUCUUCCUCAGAGCGCCAGUUCACCCAUCAACUCCAGUCAAGAGCCCUCUCCAGGUGUGGCCGCUUUCCCACCCAUGACGCUAGAGAAGUCUGAAGGGGCUAGUACUGAGCUCACAGGGCACUCGAGUGAUGCACUGCAGUCACUCAGGCUCAGUAUGCCCAUGCAGGAGACUCAAUUGUCCAAUAAGAAGCCGUCACUGGAGAUGGAAAAUGAAGAGAAGAUUCGAUAUGAAGCCCGCAGACGUCUUGAGGAGCAGCUCAAACAGUACAGAGUGCAGAGACACAAAGAGAGGUCUCACCGCCCCCAUACUAAGAGCAGAGCUUUUAGUACUUUGGAUCCAGAGCUGAUGUUGCAUCCCGAAGCCCUGCCCCGGGCCAGUACUGUCGCCAUGACCACAGAAUAUUCUUUCCUGAGAACGAGUGUCCCCCGUGGUCCUAAACUCGGAAGCUUGGGCAUUCCUCCUGCCAAAGAGAAGAAGUCCAGGUCUCCUCGUCCCAAUAAAAUCCACUCUUUGGCUGACUAUAAGACUCCAGAGAAUGAUGGCGGUGGAGGAACAGGUGGUGGGGGCGCCAGGACGAUGGAUAACUCUGCAGUUUUACAUCACACCAGUAUUAGUUCGGUGUCAACGGUGUCUGAGGUGAGCAUUAUAUCGGAACGCAGCCCACGUGAAGUUCAUGGACAACUUGGUGCUUCUCCUCUGUCCAUUGAUGAUGUCUCGGAGGUUGACGGCAGUGAAUCCGGGACAAGGCCAGGGACUGAUGGGAAUGACAGUGACAGCUCAUCCUAUAGUAGUGUGUCAACCAGGGGCACAUAUGGCAUGCUCGCGGCAGCAGUUGACAGACAAGGGUCCUACACAGUGGAAGGGAGGCAGAUUGCUGCAGAAGCCAUGGGUCAAUUCCCCUCAUUGAAAGAGGUGUUGCAGGCCGCGAGCGAAGAGCAACAUCUACUAGAGCUGGAGCAAGAUCGAGAAAGUACAGCUGAGCCACGAAGCCGCCGGGACAGCUUUUCAAGCAGUAUUUCUAUAGAGAGCUCUGUAAUGGGCCAUGAUGAAAUGCUUCAAGUUCUAAAAGAGAAAAUGAGGCUUGAGGGCCAACUUGAAUCCUUGUCAUCUGAAGCUAAUCAGGCACUUAAAGAAAAAACAGAACUCCAGGCCCAGCUCGCUGCUGUGAACGCACAAUUACAAGCCAAAAAUGAGGAGGCUCAGGUCAGUCAGCAGAAGCGGGGAACCCUCACUAAAGAGGUCGGUACUUUGAAGGAGAACUGCAGCCAGCUGGAGAAGGCAAUGGUGGAGCUCCAGGGGGAUAUAGAGGGCAAGAACGCCAGUCUAGCUUCUUUGAGCACUGACCUGCAAGUGGCUGAAGAUCAGUAUAACAGACUGAUGGGGAAGGUUGAGGAGAUGCAACAAACUAUAACAUCAAGGGAUGGCACUGUUCAGGAGUUGCGUCACCAGAUGGGUGGUCUGCAGGGUCAGCUUCAGCAGGUGCAGCUGGAGCGUAGCACCUUACAGAGUCGACUCAAAACUUCUCAGGCUGAAAUAGACUCACUCCAGCAAGUCAGACAGUGGUACCAGCAGCAGCUCGCUGUGGCCCAGGAGGCCAGAGUCCGGCUACAAAGUGAGAUGGCCAACAUGCAGGCAGGACAGAUGACACAGUCUGGGGUACUUGAACAUCUGAAACUGGAGAAUGUGACGCUGUCCCACCAACUGAGUGACACUCAACAUCGAUCCAUCAAAGAAAAGGAGCGCAUUGCUGUUCAACUGCAGAGCAUUGAGGUUGAUAUGCUGACCCAAGAAGCUGCAUAUAAGCAGAUCCAAGAUGCAAAAACAAUGGUGGAGGACGACCUGCAGCACAAACUGGAAGAGUUAGAAGCAGAACGAGAGGACUUACUGAAACUGGCCAACACAGCCACUGCAUUGGAAAGAGAACUUGAACUGGUGAAGCUGACUCUCUCCCAGAAGGAUAUGCAGCUGCAGUCACUGCAGAAGGAACAUCUGGAGCUGAUGCGACAGCUUACCACCACUCAGGAGACGCUUCAAACCAAAGAGCAGUCCAUUAACCAGCUGGAGGCCCGCUACAUGGAGCUGGAGGCUCAGCUGGCUGAGCUGCAGACUGAGACCAACGCUAAAGACGAUAACAUUCAGUUUCUCCAAAAUGAGAAAAUAGUUCUUGAGGUGGCGCUGCAGGCAGCGCGGGCCGAAAAGAGUCAACUCGAUGAAGGGGCUGAAAAACUUGGAGAAGAGGUCCUCGUGGCCUCAGACAUCUUGGAUGAGCUCAGACAAGAGGUCAAAGUCAAAACCAGCCAGAUCGAAACUCUGCAACAGGAAAAUAUUUCAUUGAAGAAACAAGCUCAGAAAUUAAAAGAGCAGUUCACGCAGCAAAAGGUGAUGGUUGAGGCCUACCGCCGGGAUGCGAGCUCCAAGGACCAGCUCAUCACCGAACUCAAGUCGACCAAGAAGAGGCUGAUGUCGGAGGUGAAGGAUCUGAAAGGGCAGCUGCAGGGAGUCCAGGAGGGGAAGCAGAGGGUGGAGGUGGAGCAGAGCCGGCUGCAGCAGGAGGUGGUCCGGGUCCAGGAGCAGAUGACCAACAUGGAGGCCCAUCUCGAGGCUAUUCAGAGAGAACGGGAUGAGCUGGAGGGUCAAGUACAGUCUUUACAGUUUGAUAGAAGCCAGCUUGUGUCGGUGACAGAGGAAAACGAGGGCCUGAGGAAACAGGUGGAGCAGAUGGAAGGUGAAGCCAAAAAAGCCAUCUCAGAACAGAAGGUGCGCGUGAAGCGGCUGGGCACAGACCUGACCAGUGCCCAGAAGGAGAUGAAAGCCAAACACAAAGCCUAUGAAAAUGCAGUGGGCAUCCUGAGCAGAAGACUUCAAGAAGCUCUCGCUGAAAAGGAAGUGACUGAGGCAGAGCUGGUCAAACUGAAAGCAAAAGUCUCCGAUGGAGGAAACACUCAAGCCUUGCAGGAGAAGAUUGAAGCUCUCCAGGCUGAGCUAAAGGCUGUGAAUAACAGCAAGUCUAUGUUGGAGAAAGAGCUGCAAGAAGUAAUCACCCUUACCUCUACAGAGCUGGAGGAAUAUCAGGAAAAAGUGCUCGAGUUAGAAGACGAGCUUCAAGAGGCAAGGUGCUUCAAGAAAAGGAUCCGGAAAUUAGAGGAUGCCAACAAGAAACUAGCUUUAGAGUUGGAACAUGAAAAAGGGAAAUUGGCUGGUUUGGCACAGUCCCAUAAUGCCUUGCGGGAACAUUCUAAUGUUUUAGAAACGGCACUAGCAAAAAGAGAAGCAGAUCUUGUACAGCUUAAUUUACAGGUUCAAGCUGUUCUAAAACGUAAAGAGGAGGAGGAUCAGCAGAUGCGGCAGGUGGUCCAGAAACUGCAGCUAGCGUUGGAAAAAGAGAAAUCUAAAGUGAACGAACUGAAAGAACAGGUGGCAGCAGCGAAAGCAGAAGCGGCUCAUAACAGACGACACUACAGGGCGGCCAUGUUGGAGCUGUCUGAGAUCAAGAAGGAGCUGCAGGCGAAAGAGGGUUUGGUUCAAGUUCUGCAAAAAGAAGCCCAGCAAUUACAGGCUCAGGAUGAACAACAUGCUCAGGAAGUUUCGAAGUUUCAAGAGGAUCUGUCUGAGACUCGAUCACAACUGCAGAUUCUACAGAAACGUCUCGAUGAGGAACUGGCUAAACAACCUCUCACAAACCAAGAGGUUGAAGACUUGAAGUGGGAGGUGGAGCAAAAGCAGAGAGAGAUUGAGGCUCAGAAGCAGCAGACGGAAAUGAUGGAGCAGUGCCACCAGAGGGAGCUGGACAACCUGCAAACCGCUCUUCAUAGCAUAAAGGUGGAACUUGAGACGGUUCAGGAGGAUUUGAGUAGUGCCAGAAAAGACAAGUUUAUGCUCCAAGCCAAAGUGGGAGAGCUGAGGAACAGUAUGAAGACUUUACUCCUGCAAAACCAGCAGCUCAAACAGAACCGUAUGAGAAAGCGCAUAGAGCUGAAGAGUGAGGGAAACCCUUCCAACCCAGUGACUCCAGUAAAAAUCCCUGACUGUCCUGUGCCUGCUUCUCUUUUGGACGAACUACUGAAGCCAUCCACUGCUGUUAACAAAGAGCCGCUCAACAACCUGCACAACUGUCUACGGCAACUUAAGGAGGAGAUGGACUGCCUUCAAAGACAGAUGGAGGAGCACACAGUAACAGUUCAUGAGUCAAUAAACUCGUGGCCUAACGGUGAGGAUGAAGACGCUCUGCUGGAGCCCCAGAAAAAUGGUCCCACAUCUUUACCGCUGCUAGGAAAUAAUAACGAUGCCGAAUCACAAUCCUAA